AUGCAGGCUUGCAGGCAAUCGGACCUGCAAAAAAAGCUGCACUUAUCGGGCAACAGAGAGCCACGUGAUCCGCUGCAGCGGCACACUCAAGAUGCGAAAGUAGCCCUCAAGCUGGUCAGGUCAAGACAUUUGGUUACGGCAGCAACGAACACCAAAGGCCAGUUCGGGGAACGCUUGAACCGGAAUUUGUUGGAAGAUAAUCAGUGCAAUCGGGCCAAGAUGUCUCUCAUCAUAAGGUUAAGAAGCAAAAUGUAUUGUACGUCUACUGAGAUAAAGGCUCAUUGUGAAUGA
Molecule: messenger RNA, 291 nt
Organism: Protopolystoma xenopodis
Lineage: Eukaryota; Metazoa; Platyhelminthes; Monogenea; Polystomatidea; Polystomatidae
Source: the annotation of a GenBank genome assembly